Messenger RNA from Microdochium trichocladiopsis, 9102 nucleotides. RefSeq lists its product as uncharacterized. The record is from RefSeq and is a predicted model, not a curated record. NCBI's taxonomy places the organism in Eukaryota, Fungi, Ascomycota, Sordariomycetes, Xylariales, Microdochiaceae. The transcript is spliced from 6 exons. The coding region runs from base 1 to 9102 and encodes 3033 amino acids.
AUGGCGGCUGCAACCGACAGUAUAUCUCCCAAGAGUCUUCUUUAUAUGAUCAACCACCUUUUUCUGCCUCCACAGCUACCGCAGGAGCAUGACUACUCGCAAACAUGUGUCCAAAGCUUUCUGACCUUUGUGACACGUGCCCUGCGGGACUUCGAAUCUCACUCAAAUGCUCAAGGCGGGACCAUAACCAAGGCGGCCACAGACAUGAUCACCACCUUCGCUGAGCUGCACAUCAUUGGAGAAAGUCAGGUCGCUGUCCAGCCUGACGAGCUUGCCCGAAAGCUGCAAGUGCUGUGCAGACAAGGUGGUUGUUUGCUCCUCCAGAUCUCUUCUCAGAACGCCGGCAUCCUCAUCAAUCGUGUUGAAACGGACGUCCACUUCGAGCUGUUUGAGCUUACUCCCUCCAAUCACUCGAUUCUGGAAACAAAAGGCAGGCUCGUGCGGCAAUUUCCCGGCCAGGCCAUAGCCGUCCCCGUAUCCUCCCUUCAGCAAGACGAUGUCAUGAAAAGCUUGGCCAGCUCUGUCUCAACAAUGAGCACCCAGAGCACCACUCUCUCACAGCCAACUUCCAGAAAGGCCGGAUCUGAGAUCGUCGAAGUCCGCCACUCGGUCAACCCUUGCAUUGUCACAGACUACCUCUCCUCCAUCUUGCUCGCCCACGGCUCAACAGUUGAGGUGCGUGCCAUAAACAAGAAGAUGCGAGAAGAGGUGAUGUAUACAUCCUGUCUCAUUCCCUGGACUCGAUCGCAGACGUGGCUCCUCUUUCGCGUUGGCCUUCAAUUGACCAUGUCGAGGCUGCAAGGAGAGCUCCACCGAAGCGGUAACUUUGCCGGAGCUGCUGUGUACAAGGAAUUCAUUGUCUACCUUAUGGCCGCACUACUCCGUGAGGCACACAAGGGUGGAAUCGAAAGCGACCUUCUCUCAGUCAUGACUUCCAAGGUCAGCUGGCGCCUUCGCAAGAUCGGCGGCAUUGCAAGCAGCUGGCUUCUGCAGUAUGCAGACAGCAUCAUUGAGAAAACAACCAAAGGCUUAGAGGGCCGCUGGGCAGUCAUCUGCAAGAACGACACUCACAACCCAAACUACGCGGCCCAUCGAAAUCUCAACUUUCACAAAGACACCAUCGCCUCCAUCCCAAAUCUUGACGCUUAUAUCAUGUCUCUCACCCAGCUCGACUUGCAAAAGCCAAUAGCCACUUUUGCGCCCAGCUUCCGCCUGUAUAAGCUUAGUCCCGACAAGCUACCCUCUGUCCACGUAGAUGCGAACGACUACCGUCCAUUCCACCUGGCAGGCCUUGAGAGCUGGGUCGAGGAUUCGCUCAACAGGUGGCUGGCACGCAAUAUCUCGGAUCUACAUACUUGCAAGAAAAUUUGGCAUCUGCUCGACAAGUACCAUGCUGCCGCAAGUGUAGCGUAUCAGAACAAUCCCGAAGCAAUCUCCCUCAUGAUUCUCACCUGCCUCGAGUUGUGGAUUGCUUGCAACAAGUCAGCGCUGAUGAUCUGUCCCGAGCUCGGCAGGUACCAUUAUGCCAGCGUGCAGCCUGGUUUGAUUCGUGACCUGCUUCAAAGUCUGAUCCUCCCGCGCAAGUCCCAACUCGAGAGGCUGAAUCAGGUCGAGGAGUACCUAAGCCUUUGUUUGAGAAAUUCGAGUGCAGUCGCGCCGUCUAUCUUCGACAGCUUUGGUAACAGAGACAGCUUCUAUGUGAGGUAUUUUCAAUCAUCGGAGCAGCAACAGGAGUUGUACAAUCGCAUUGAGAGCGAAGCUAGACAGGCUCGCCAGCAGAAGGAGGCUGAGCUCGCCACGAAGAAGGAGCAGCACGAGAUUCUCAAGAAUCAAGCCAACGGCAUGUGCUGCAACUAUCAUUACGUGGCCCGCGGCGAAGAGAACGUCCUGGAAGCACGGAAUGCCGUCUUCGAAUUGGCGCCUCCAAGCUGGUUCCCUGCCUGGCGAGAUGCCACUGCAUUCCUUCUGCUUCGUGUUCUGUCGCUCUCAUACACGUUCGGCAUGCGUUCUCAGCAGCAGACGAUCAAGAUCGGCUCGAUCAAACAUGAUUCUGACGUCCUCGUUGACCACGGCCUUCGGUAUGAAUACUUCAACUCGCACGCUGGCGUUUUCACCAGUUCUGCAGCCUUGACGGAUGUCAUCCCGCGACAGUGCAUGCUGAAGCUGCCCUCUAAGGACUCCGCGAUGCAGCCCUUCCUCUAUCGCCCGGCCAGCGAUCCGAGCGGGCCGCCCCCCAACGCCGUCAUUGCUUCCCAGUAUGGCUGCCCGCAGCACAUGACCGUGGCUGAGUUCAAAGAGCUGUGCGUACUGCCUCUCGGAUUCAAGCUACAGUGGCAGAACAUCCUUCGCCAGCUACAGGCGCCUUCCGUCAAUUUCAACGAGGAAUCAACUUUCGUCUUCAUCGCACAGUGCAUCACCCAGGCCGGAUGGCCAGAUUCAGGCAACGUCCUGCGAGCAUCGCAUGCUAUUUUGGCGGACCCUAUUUUCGCGCAAGAGCUUCUAGAUGGCGUGCUCACUGCCACCUCCCGUGCCGCAGAGUCGUGGCAAUCUGCCGAAGCUCUCCGGACAUUCAUUCUCAUUGCCACUCGCGCGUCGCAGCUCACUACAGACACUUCCAUCGCACGCGGAUAUCUCGACUUCCUAGCACUUGCUGCUUCUCAAUUCCUGCAGUGCCUGCUGAUCGCUCGCGAAGGCAUCGAAAGUGGGGGCAGCGUCGACUUCAAGGAGGCCCUAUUCUGGCAGUCGCAGCGUGUCAGCCAUCGCGCAUUCCCAAUCCUCUUGCGCUUCGUCACAGAUGGAAGCCCCGCCCUGGACGAAGCCAUCCGCAGCUCCUGGUCUGGCCACGCCGCUCAGGAGAGUUGGGCUGCCGUGUCGGAUCAGUUGCCGGAGUGGUUGGUAGGCACAGGCUGUGAUGUGAACUCUCCUGUAGUGCGCUUUAAUCUGCUCACAGGCGAGCUUCUGGUCAAUGGCCUGCCAUUAACCCGCCUCCCUCCAGAGUACGAGUGCCACGCAACCUACAAGACCCUCUUUGGAACCUCCAUCGUCGAUGUCAUGCCAGGCAGAGUUCCUGGCUUCCCGUUCUCCACAAAUGUUCCCUUCUCUGGGUACGACGUGCAGUUUGCUCUCGUGUCGUCUAAGCUAUAUGUGCGAGCAAGCAAAGACCGCCACAUUUUACAUUUUGUACCAGGUGGACUCCUGCGCGGAUUCUUCCCAGAUGCCUUCGUCGACAACUACGUCCACUUUUACCAUGAGCCCACUACCAAUUUAAUAUUCCACUCGCUUGAAGAUCCCUGGGUCACACCACAUAACUCAUGGGUUCUCUUACAUGUGGCCGCUAGUGAUCAAUGGCAGCUGCAGAAGGACGACACAACCAUCAUCAGCCUCGGCACGCCGACUUCAAAGACCAUGGCAAAGAUCCUAGGCACCCUCGAAGACGAGGUGCGUAUUCACUGCUUCGUCUCAGACAACCACAAGCGCCUCGACAUUGAGCUUCCGCAGCUCCGUUCUCGUUUCUUACUCCAGGCAGGAGACAGUGCUGUCGCGAGCAGAGAUUUUCGCGGCAUGGUCAUCGAUGAGGAUCAGAAUGUCGGCACCUUGGUCGGCCUCUUCAACAAGCUUGUCCUGAAAGACCCAUCUUCGUUGUCCGAUCGGAUUGUCCUAUUGCUGGGUGGCCAGCCCCAGGUAGAGAAGACUUCAACACACGUAUCUGUGCAGAUUAUCAAGACCUUGAGCACAAGUCUCUACGCAUAUCGGGUAGAUACACUUCUUGGACGGCUCGUCGACGGUGGUGGCCUGCAAAGCAAGCUCUUCUUGUCUCUUCUCCACAGCUUGACAGCUUUUUGCAUCCCUGACCAGCUCACUUCGCGGACAGGCACGGAGGAGGCCUUGCGCAUUCUGCGAUCCGCCGCGGUGAGAUCAGCAAAUGGGCUAACUAAGGAAGCGAUUGGGACACUGGAAAUAAUCGCCGGCUUGACUCCAAAAAGGGAGUUCUAUCCCAAGCACCUGCGUGACAUGCAGACAAUGCACUUUGACCGACGACUUGGGUUCAUGGCUCAACACGACGACUUCGUUGGGCAAGUCCAAAUUCUGCUCGGUCAGGCCACAGAGAACAACUUCUUCCACGAAGGACAUCCCGAAAUCAAUUCCUCAGGCUUAUAUUCUGGGAUCAACACAGAACUCCUGGCGCGCCACAAGAUCCGCGUGUCCCAGUUCCGUGUUUCGACGUUUGGCGCUGAAGAUCGCAGCACUGCCCACGACGUCUUCUACAAUGCCCGAGACGUCCCCCGCAAUUCUGCCACUGCCACAGUGGCGUACAAAGUUGCGGACACCAUACAGUGUAGUCGAGUCAAUCCCAGUCUUGCUCUCACCAGUGACCUGCCUGCGAAAAUCUGGACCUUCUUGCAACGAAGCUUGGUGUCCGGUACCUGGACGGGCUUCGGCAUGCAAAUCCCCUCCUACGAUGCGAAGUGGUUCAAGCCCUGGCACAAGGACACGGGAACGCAUGCCUUCAUUGCAGAAAACUGGCUAAAGCUUCACGACCUGCUCAGCCAGCCAGAGAUCCAAAAAGAGCCUUUCGCAGUUAUAACCUGGCUGGCUGCGAUCUCCUGUGCUGAGCACGCGAACACCGACAUCGUGCACGUUCUGACAACAUUCUUUACCUCCUCGAGCAAGAUGAGGCAGGUCGGCCUGCCCCCAUCUACCACUCAAUUCGACUUGAGCCAUGGCUACACGUUCCGGCCAGGAGAUAUCUCUAAGAUCUUGUGUGAGCACAGGCGCGACUUCAAUCCGAGCACCGACAUCAUCGAGACACAGGAGCAGCGAGAACCGCAAGAGAAAUAUCACAAGCGCGGUCGCAGAGAGUGGCUGAAGAGGGCCGACAAGGCCGCACAGGCUCUCGUCGAGCAUUUUCGACAACAGUGGCCGCGUGCCGUGCCGGUCGGGCCAACCGGCCGUGACCGCAACGACGCGUAUGAAUAUUUUCGCAUGAAGAAGGGCGGCGUCAUGUCCCAGGUCUGCGCCAUGUUCCGCGUGUGGUACGAGAAUCUGCAGUUCUUCAAGUAUCUCCAACAGGUCUGCGCCAUUGUGUCCCGGGAGACGUGUCCCGUGGUCCAGCCAACCCACCAAGCGCUGGUGGUGGCGCCGCUUGUACCAAGUGUCAGCCGAGGCUUUGUGUCAAUCUCUGGAUUGUUCAGCCAAGCUGCCCCAUCAAUGUCUAUGCCAGCACCCACUCGCUUGCCCCAGAUGCUGAGCUUGUCACCCAGCGCCAGCACUAGAACUCGCGCGCACUCCCAGCUCAAGAAGUUGGUCGAUUCUCUGAAAGUCAUGGCCAAAUCGCCAUACGAGAAUGAUUACGUAGCAGAUCUGGAGGCUAGUCGCGCUGCGCUUGAAGGGGGCCAGUUCACCCCCAAAAUGUUCGCUGUUGAAGAUGCACACUUGAGAGCCGUCUUAGUGAGCCGUUUGGCAUCAUGUCAGCAACAUGUAAAUCACCUGUAUCAUAACAUACGGAGGGUCAUGACCGACGGAGUCGCGGAUACCUACCAGCUGCCACGCAUCUCCCCAAUGCUCCUUCUGGAGCAGCUCAGACGUGACAAGUGGCCUCUUCUGGGUGACGACUGGAAGAGAGUUCUCAUCGAGUAUGCAGUGGCCUUAACAUCACUCCAGCGAGCGCAACGGCUUGUCAACGCCCGGGGAACGACUUUGGUGAAGGAGCUACAGAACGACGGCCACGGCAACUGGGAUCCGUCCAAGCAUCCCGAAUGGCUCCUUCUCGAGAUUGAAGGCGCCAUUCUCAUUCGCGACGUCCAGGUCGACAUCGCCACAAACAUGCAGAACCCUGCUGAUGGCAGAAACGCCGUCAUGCAGUUGAACAUGGGUGAGGGUAAAUCCUCUGUCAUCGUGCCCAUGCUCAUCACCUCGCUCGCGGACGGUGACAAGCUCAUGCGCGUCCUCGUGGCCAAACCGCAGAGCAAGCAGAUGGCUCACAUGCUUAUCUCAAAACUCGGUGGACUCGUUGAUCGCCAGGUCUUCCAUCUCCCAUUCUCCCGCGCAAUCAAGGUCGGUCAGUCUGAGAUCAGCGCCAUUCAAAAGCUUCUGAAUCGCUGCCGUGACGAGGGUGGUGUGCUUCUCGUCCAGCCCGAACACAUCUUGUCGUUCCAACUGAUGGGCAUAGAGCACAAGGUUAGCCAAAAGAGCUGGACUGCCGACCGGCUCUUGCAGCUGCACGAAUUUAUGCGCCGCCACAGCCGCGACGUGGUUGACGAGAGCGACGAGAACUUUAGCCCCCGGUUCGAGCUCGUCUACUCACUCGGUCAGCAGCAGCCGAUCGACCACAGCCCGGAGCGCUGGGCCUGCAUCCAGGAAGUUCUCGAUAUGGUCCGGAAGUGCCUGCCCGAGGUCCAGCAUGACUUUCCCAAUGGAGUUGGCGUCCGCCCGGGACCUAAAGGUUGCUUUCCACAUGCACGACUAGUCGAGCCGAGGGCUGCAGACAAAUUACUCGACAUGCUUGCGGAUCGGGUGUGCCAAGACGGUAUCAAGGGAUUUCCCAUCACUCAGGCUAGUCUAAGUCUUCGUGAUGCCGUCCACGAGUAUAUCAGAAACCCUGCGGCAUCUGGCAACAUCAUAAGUCGUGUGGAGCAGGUUCGGCCCGCGGGUUUCUGGGCGGACAAUACCAAGAACACACUGCUCCUUCUUCGCGGUCUCAUUGCGAACGGCAUCCUAGCUUUCGCAUUUGGACAAAAGCGGUGGAGGGUAGACUAUGGUCUCGAUACCACCAGAGCACCGCCGACCAGCCUGGCGGUGCCGUACCGUGCAAAGGACCACCCAUCUGCCCGCUCCGAGUUCAGCCAUCCUGACAUUGUUAUCGUGUUAACCUCGUUGAGCUACUACUACCAAGGCUUGAAUGAUGACCAGGUCAGCCAUGCACUGUCCCAUCUCGACCGCUCUGAUCAGCGCGCCGACGAGUACGCGACUUGGGUCAAGGACGCCAAUAAAUUGCCCAAUGCGCUGCAGCAUCUCGGCGGCGUGAACUUGGAAGAUACAGACCUCUGCGUCAACAAGCUCUUCCCGUGCUUCCGGCACUCCAAGGCGGCGAUAGACUACUUCCUUGCCCACAUCGUCUUCACAAAGGAGCUGAAGGAGUUCCCUUACCGGCUGUCGGCAUCGGGCUGGGAUAUUGGCGAACAGAAGGCUUAUCCGACAACCGGCUUUAGCGGCACGAAUGAUGCGCAGAUUGUACUUCCGCUGGGUGUCAAGCAGAUGGCGCUGCCCGCCCAGGCUCAUACCAAUGCUCUUGUCCUGCAGCACCUGCUUCGGCCUGAGACCGCCGUGAAGCUGAUUCCAUCUCUUCGCUUAGCAGCUGGGUCCACGCAUUCCUCGACAAGCACGGAUGCAGAGCAACUCCUCAACAUGGUCGUCGUGAUGAGCCCCCCCGUGCGCGUAAUUUUGGACGUUGGUGCCCAGAUAAUUGAGCUGGACAAUCUGGGUGUCGCGAAGAAAUGGUUGAAUCUUCUAGCCCACGAGAGCGGCAUCGAGGCGGCCGUCUUCGUUGACACGGACGACAACAUUUGCGUCGUGGACCGUAAGGAUCGCGUCGAGCCACUCUACACGUCGCCCUACUGCACGCGGCUCAGCCUGUGCGUAGUGUUUCUCGACGAUGCUCAUACUCGGGGCACUGAUCUCAAGCUGCCCGAGGAUUACCGCGCCGCCGUUACGCUGGGUGCGAACCUGGCCAAGGACAGACUUGUGCAAGCCUGUAUGCGUAUGCGUGAACUGGGCAGAGGCCAGUCCGUCGUCUUCUGCGUGCCGGAGGAAAUCCACCGCAAGAUCAACCAGCUCAUGGGCCGCAACAACGUCGCGCAGCAAGUAUCCGUCUCCGAUGUCCUCGCAUGGUCCAUCUCCGAGACUUGGCACGACGCCCGGCGCAACGUGGCGCUCUGGGCGAAUCAGGGCAAGCAGCACGAGAGCCACAGCCAGCUGUGGGCACGAGCACGUGGCGAAGGCGUGGUUGGUGCUGCCCUUCAUCCCCAGCAGCCGCUAGACCUGAACUUCACUGAAGAUCUGGCCAAAGAGUUUCUCGAGGACGAGGCGCAGCUGCUCGAGACGCGAUACCGGCCGGCCUCGCAGCCAGACACCGCAGCUUCCGGCCAAAACCCCCUCAGCGAAACGCAACGUCUCAUCUCUCAGCGCUGCCAGAACCUCGACGCGACGGGGCCAUCCUCUGCGAUUCUCCAAGAAGAGCAGGAGCGCGAGCUAGCACCAGAGGUCGAGGAGGAGAGACAGCCCGAGAGGCCGGCCAAGGCGGAACCUCUACAGCACGCGGUCCACCCGGACGUAGUGGCGUUUGUCCGGACCGGCCUCUUCCCGGCCGAGAGCAGUACGUUCAUUCCCGUCUACAAGUCCCUCGCCAACUCCUCGGCAGGCGAGUAUAUCGCCAAGCUGCGACACCGCCAAGGCCGAGUACACUGCACGCGCGACUUCCAGGCAACUAUCAAGCCGCCAACCGUGGGCUACGAAUCCGACUCAUACCAGCGGCCCGUGCAGUGGGUCUUGACAAGCAGCAAUGCCUUCACCGAGGUCUCGCCCGAACUCUCGGACGUGGAGGAGCAGGCUGGUUGUGGUGACAAGCGCAGGCGCACGCUGAAGCACAUGGUCAUCAUCAGCCCAUACGAGGCACAGCAUCUCAUGGACGCGAUCAGGCAAUCUCGCGCCGUGGCCUUGCAUCUCUACGCGCCAUUGCUCAACGAAGGGUUUCGUAGCCUGGACAAGCUCGAUCUGUACACGGUCCCGUCGUCGUUGUCGAUGACAAAACCCUUGCCGGAUAUCCCCAUGGAAGUGACCCUUGAGCUUGAUCUGUUCGCUGGGCAGCUGUACUUCAAGUCGUAUGCCGAGUUUGAGGCAUUGCGGGUGUAUCUGCUCGAUCGGUCUGUUGCUGCAUUCGAUGGCCAAGCUGGCGGCAGUGAGUCGCGGUUACUGGACGAGAACCUGGUUGGCCUGCUCAAUAUCAUCAUGACGAGGAUUCGGCGCUAUUGUGAGACAAUUGACAAGACUCAUACUGGAAAGGCGCUGCAUGGCUGCCGGAUCGCGGAAGAAGAUUUCUGGGAAUGA